AAGGCAGAUUAUUAUUUUAGCAACGAAAUAUUUUGGGUGGCUCUCCUCUUUGAAAGGCUAACCAAUCUGGAAAACGGCCCAUACACAGGGAGUAAUUUCUCGACAACAUUCUACUCAAUUUAUGUUAUUAUUAUUAUUAUUAUUAUAUCAUUAUCUCUAAUAAAAACGUGUUUAAGGUAACUCCUUCCGAAACACGUGGAAGCCCGCACCUCUAUAUAUUCAAAACCUCACCUCCACUUCAAUAGAAAUCUCGAACCCUAAGCCCUCGCUCGGAUUCUACUCUCUCACGGUAACACGUAUUCAGGAGAUCUAUCUUCUGCUCACCCUUCCGGUUCAAGAGAUUGAUAUUGAAGAUGGUGUCUGACGCCAGCAAGAAGAAGGCUGCGCAGAAGAAGGCGGCGGCGGCGGCCAAGAGAGGAGGUAAAGCGGCAGCUGCUGCUGCUUCGUCCAAAACGACGUCCGAGAAGGCAGCCGACAAGCUUGCCGACGGAAUUGGGGAUAUUCAGAUUUCCGAUCGGACCUGCACCGGUGUCCUCUGCUCCCAUCCUCUUUCCAGGGAUAUUAGGAUAGAAUCUCUGUCAGUUACUUUCCAUGGACACGAUUUGAUAGUUGAUUCUGAUUUGGAGCUAAACUAUGGAAGGCGUUAUGGCUUGCUUGGAUUAAAUGGUUGUGGAAAAUCUACCUUGCUUACGGCAAUAGGUUGCCGAGAGCUACCUAUUCCUGAACAUAUGGAUAUAUAUCACCUUACCAGGGAAAUUGAAGCCUCUGACAUGUCUGCAUUGGAGGCUGUCAUAAGCUGUGAUGAGGAAAGAUUGAGGUUGGAGAAAGAAGCAGAAACUUUAGCAGCACAGGAUGAUGGAGGUGGUGAAGCUCUAGAACGUGUUUAUGAAAGACUUGAAGCCAUGGAUGCAUCAACUGCAGAAAAGCGUGCUGCUGAAAUUUUAUUUGGUCUUGGUUUCAACAAGCAGAUGCAAGCAAAGAAGACUCGUGAUUUUUCUGGUGGCUGGAGAAUGAGGAUUGCUUUAGCUCGUGCUCUAUUUAUGAAUCCGACCAUUCUUUUACUUGAUGAACCAACCAAUCACCUUGAUUUGGAAGCUUGUGUUUGGCUGGAGGAGAAUUUGAAGAAGUUUGACCGCAUUCUGGUUGUGAUUUCACACUCCCAGGAUUUCCUUAAUGGUGUCUGCACAAAUAUCAUUCACAUGCAAAACAAAAAGCUGAAGCUUUACACUGGUAAUUAUGAUCAAUAUGUUCAGACACGUGCUGAACUGGAAGAGAACCAGAUGAAGCAGUAUAAAUGGGAGCAGGAGCAAAUUUCCUCGAUGAAGGAAUACAUUGCCCGAUUUGGCCAUGGAUCAGCAAAACUAGCUCGCCAAGCUCAGAGUAAAGAGAAAACUCUUGCAAAAAUGGAGCGGGGUGGACUCACAGAGAAGGUGGUAAGAGACAAAGUUUUGGUAUUCCGCUUUGUUGAUGUGGGGAAACUUCCCCCACCUGUCCUCCAGUUUGUAGAGGUUACAUUUGGUUACACUCCUGAUAAUCUGAUCUACAAAAACCUUGACUUUGGGGUUGAUCUAGACUCUAGGAUUGCCCUGGUUGGACCCAAUGGAGCUGGGAAGAGUACGUUACUGAAGCUAAUGACCGGGGAUUUGGCUCCUAUAGAUGGCAUGGUUCGACGUCAUAAUCACCUUCGAAUCGCACAAUUUCACCAGCACUUGGCUGAAAAGCUAGACUUGGAAAUGUCUGCUCUCCAGUAUAUGAUUAAAGAAUACCCUGGAAAUGAGGAAGAGAGGAUGAGAGCAGCUGUUGGGAAAUUUGGACUGUCUGGGAAAGCACAGGUGAUGCCGAUGAAGAAUUUAUCUGAUGGGCAGAGGAGCCGUGUGAUAUUCGCAUGGUUAGCUUAUAGACAGCCUCACUUGCUACUUUUGGAUGAGCCAACUAAUCAUCUGGAUAUUGAGACAAUUGACUCGUUGGCUGAAGCAUUGAAUGAAUGGGAUGGUGGCAUGGUGCUUGUUAGCCAUGAUUUUAGGCUCAUAAAUCAGGUGGCCCAUGAGAUAUGGGUUUGCGCUGAUCAAACUGUGACCAGAUGGGAAGGUGACAUUAUGGAUUUCAAGGAGCACUUAAGGUCAAAGGCGGGUUUAUCUGACUGAAAGAUGCUAGUGAGACUGGGACACUAUUUUUGUCCAGUAAGUAUAUCGAUCGAAGCAUUACAUACUUCUAUUACAAUGUAGCGGGUGUUGCUGCUUGAGGUGAAUUGCUUUAUGGCGAUCACAGUUGAUCUAAAUGGCAGAGAAUCGGUAUAGAAAUCACGGUCUAAAAUUUUUAGCCGACAUUUCGUCCCCCGUUAGAUUGGUAAUUUUUAUUUUCUAUCAUUUGUUGUGCUUAUCCCAAUCGGGUUACUUGGUUGCUGACCAUCAUGAUAAUAGAUAACACGGGACAGUAUAUAUGAAUGAACUAGUUGUAUGCAGCUUAUGAAAUGAAAUGAUAUGCAUUAUAUUAACGGUAC
Molecule: messenger RNA, 2500 nt
Organism: Abrus precatorius (Indian licorice)
Lineage: Eukaryota; Viridiplantae; Streptophyta; Magnoliopsida; Fabales; Fabaceae
Product: ABC transporter F family member 1
Exons: 6
Coding region: 354-2144 (596 amino acids)
Molecular function (GO): ATP hydrolysis activity; ATP binding
Source: RefSeq, a predicted model, not a curated record